AUGUCGUCAGAAAAAUUCCAUUCUUUAUUCUCAAACGAACCCGAUCAAAUUGCUUCAGUAAUAAGGACAAAAAAGAACAACCCAAAUCACAUCAAGAGACCAAUGAAUGCGUUUAUGGUUUGGUCCCAAAUCGAACGCAGAAAAAUUUGCGAACAAACUCCAGAUAUGCAUAAUGCAGAAAUUUCUAAGAACUUAGGGCGAGUUUGGAAAACGCUAAACGACGAGGAAAGGCAGCCUUUUAUAGAUGAAGCGGAAAGGCUAAGACAACUGCAUAUGCGCGAGUACCCUGAUUAUAAAUAUAGGCCUCGCAAGAAGACAGCAAAACCUGCACAAAGAAGUGGUGCAAUAACCAAGCAGAAGCGUAAACAGAGAGCUGACAGUAACAACAAUAGAGGUGUAUCCAGACGGAGAACGCGGACGGUCCCGAGUAUCUCCAGUGUUCCAAUGGAAACACCAGCUCCUCCGCCACUGCCAGCAUCACCAGCAGGAUCGCCGGAUUCUCCUGAAUCUGCGUGUUUCUAUGACGAUAACACGAAACGCGAUCAAUCAGACCUAACUGAACUCUAUUCAAUUACGGAUUUAUUUACGUUACCAGCAGACUGUGAAGUUGAUCUAGACGCGUUGACGGAAAUGGAGGACUUUGAGACGGCAUCUUCUUCUUCGGGAUCACACUUUGAGUUCUCAUGCACGCCGGACGUGUCUGAUAUGCUCAGUGAGAUCGGCGUAGCAGGGGAUUGGGAUGACCCUACUUUCUCAUCGUACCUUACGUCAUUUGAUGAUGAAAUUUGA
Danaus chrysippus (African queen) is the source of this 789-nucleotide messenger RNA. Lineage: Eukaryota; Metazoa; Arthropoda; Insecta; Lepidoptera; Nymphalidae. The record is from the annotation of a GenBank genome assembly.